AUGGACACGGCGAGGGCCGUCAUGUUAGCCACCGGGACCCGUGGCAUCAUCAACAAAGUCAACGGCUCCAAAAUAACCAAGUCACCAAGCAUAACCUUCGCCAAACACAAAGUUACUACUCGGAACAUGCGCCGUAUUCAAGCAGGCUGUAUCAUGAUGAACUUGCCCGGGUUCUCUAUCGAGUCAAUAUUGUUGGUUGGUCAUAUUGAACAAAUGGAUGAUCACACAAACUGUGUUCAAUCUGAUGUCAGUAACAAUAUGUCAUCAACCCUUUACAGUGAGUCUGGAGACCCUUCACCAGCAGUUCAUAAGACCUCGACUGGGAUGUUGCGGCCUGUCUCUGAUAUCCCGGAGCAGUAUCGUUCACUCUUCUCCCAGUUCCCCUACUUCAACAUUGUCCAGUCAACAGUGUUCCAGGACGUCUUUAACUCAGAGCGGUCAUUGGUGGUGUCGGCACCGACGGGGUCUGGUAAAACUGUAGUGAUGGAGCUGGCGCUGGUGAGGCUCCUGCUCUCACGACAACAACAGCAGCAGCAGCAGCAACAGCAGCAGCAGCUUCCCGCCCUGCACUCUCUCCAACACGCCAGAGUCGUCUACCUGGCCCCGAUGAAGGCGGUGGUGACGGAGCGGUACACGGACUGGCGGGAGAGGUUGGCUCCUCUUGGCUUGACGUGUGCUGAGGUCACCGGCGACACCGACCACGACGACAUCUCCGUCAUCAGGAACUCUCAGGUGGUGCUGACGACGCCAGAGAAGUGGGACUCCCUCACCCGCCGCUGGAGAGACCACGCCGCCCUCAUGCAAGCCGUCUCCCUACUCCUCAUUGAUGAGGUGCACUUGCUGAACGACGAGACCCGCGGCCCCACCCUGGAGGCCGUCGUCUCCCGCAUGAAGACCAUCCGCGCCACCAGACCCACCACCACCACUCCCGCCCACCACACCCCGGCCCUCAGGUUUAUUGCUGUGUCUGCGACGAUCCCCAACGUGGAGGAUGUGGCCGCCUGGCUCUCUGAUGACCAGGGGCCAGCUGUAUCUCACAAGCUGGAGGAGAGCCUGCGGCCGGUGCAGCUUCGACGAGUGGUGCUGGGUUAUGACUGCCGCGAGUCCUGGACAGAGUUCCGCUUCGACCUCUCCCUCAACUACCGCCUCCCCUCCGUCAUCUCCUCCUACAGCGAUAACAAACCCACCCUGGUGUUCGUGUCGACGAGAAAGGCGGCGCAGACGACGGCAACCACGCUGACGCGGGAGGCCCGACUGGUGAGGGACGCAAGCCACAAACAGCUCCUUACCUCCGUCGGCAACUCCCUCAGGGACAACAAACUUAGAGAAUGUGUGUUGAGUGGAGUGGGAUACCACCAUGCGGGGCUGGACGCCACCGACCGCCGCCACCUGGAGCAGCUCUUCACGGCUGGCCAGCUGCCCGUCCUCGUCGCCACCAGCACUCUGGCUAUGGGGGUGAACCUGCCGGCACACCUGGUGGUGGUCAAGUCUACGGCGCAGUACGUGAACGGUGGCUACCAGGAGUACUCGGCAGCACAGCUGCUGCAGAUGAUGGGGCGUGCUGGGAGACCCCAGUUCGACACCCAGGCCACCGCCGUCAUCAUGACCAAGCACCAGCACAAGGUGAAGUACGAGAACCUAGUGACGGGCCGGAGCCUGCUGGAGUCUCACCUCCACCUGCACCUGGUGGAGCACCUCAACGCUGAGAUCGUGCUGGGGACAGUGACGGACCUUGGCGUGGCUGUAGAGUGGCUGCGCUCCACCUUCCUGUACGUACGGGUGCAGCACAACCCUCGACAUUACCGUCUUCCACACAACCUCCAGCACGCCCAGCUCGAGGCCAAGCUGCAAGAGAUGUGCACAAGGGAGGUGAACGCCUUGGCCCAGGCCGGACUCAUCGUGAUGAGUGAGGUGGAUGUGAGACCUACCCAGCCCGGCCGACUGAUGGCCAGGUACUGCGUCUCCUUCAACACCAUGAACACCUUCAUCCAGCUGAAGGGAGAUGAGAGUCUGAAGGAGUUGGUGGAGGCGGUAUCUGGCUGUAGGGAGUUCUGGGAUAUCAAGGUACGGGCGUCUGAGAAGCGAGUACUGAACGAGAUGAACAAGAGUCAGACCUCAUCUAUACGCUUCCCCAUCAAGGGCAGGAUCAAGACCAGGGAGCAGAAGAUCAACUGCCUGGUGCAGGCGACGCUGGGGAGCCAGAACAUCGUGGACCCCGGCCUGAGUCAGGAAGCCACCAAGAUCAUGCGCAACGGCCAGCGCAUCACUAAGUGUCUGGCGGAGUACGGGGCGACGAGGGCGGAGUACGAGCUCCAGCUCAACACCACGCUGCUGAACAAGUGCUUCAGCUGCCGCCUCUGGGAGAACAGCAGGUACGUCACCCGUCAGCUGGACAAGAUUGGUCCCACCCUCAGCGCCAGCCUCGUCCGCGCCAAGAUCACCUCCUUCACUUCGCUUGAGGCCGCCUCACCCAGGGACAUCGAGCUGAUCCUCAACAGACAGCCGCCCUUCGGUAACCGGCUCCGCGACCAGGCGACGAGGCUGCCCCGCUACGAACUCACGCUGGAACAGAUCAACAAGGUGAGCGUUGAGGAGAGUGAGGUGCGGGUGAGGGUGAGCCUGGCCAACAGUGAGGAGGUGCGGGGAGGUGCAGCCACCACCCCCAGACAUCACUCCUGCAGACUCAUCCUGGGCGACGCAGACAACAAGGUUCUUCAUCACCAGCGAGUCACGGACGCGGCGCUGGUCAUCUCUGGGAGCGUUGUGAGGGUGGUGAGAGUGGCCAGGGCCCGGGCCGGGGACGAGCUGGCCGUCAACCUCAUCUCCGAGACCUGGGCCGGUCUGGACGUGCAGAGUAGCUACAGUCCCCGGUACCUGCCUCGGCCCCCACCUGCGGCCAUCACCACCACCACCACGCCGGCACCACUCACCCACUCCGCACCUGAGGGCGAGAAGGGCCACGCUGCAGGAGGGGUGGAGGAGGGGCGGCGUGCCUGCCUCCACACCUGUGCCAACAAGCAAACGUGCGCCCACAGGUGUUGCAAGAUUGGCGUGAGUGGCCGGAUGGAGAGCAUCAGGUCAGGUGGGCAGGCGGUGGUGCAGGAGAUACGCAAGAGAGCCAGCCAGCUGCCCCAGACACCUGUUAAGAAGAUUAAGAUGGUGGCGAGUGGUGAAGGAGGACUCUCACAGUUCAAGUAUUCCUCACGAGGUCCCCGUCUGAUGCACGCCCCAGCCCCCAUCAGGUCUACUGCUCCUUCACGUACUAACACUACUCUCCAAUCCAACGUUAGUGACAACACACACCAACCCGAAGCAGUCCAAAAUAUAUACAAAUGUAACAAUACCCGCAACACGUAUCAGGAAAACGCUAAGGGCAAUCAACGCUCUGCUAAUACCCAAAUGUCCUCUGAAAGUAAUGACGGAUACUUUGUCAGAAAUAGUACAGAGUAUCUGGCAGAUGAACUGAUCGAUGAGCACGUCUUGAAUGACUUUGAAAACGUGAGUAAUUUUGACGAAGAAGAAAACCAAGAUUUUCCAGAUAUGGAUAUUUUCAUGAUGGAGAAGGAAAACUUUACGGAGGAGUUGCAGACUUCAGCAGAGACUUACGACGAAGCAUUCAGCGAGCCCCUAGGAAUAGAGGAUACGGAUUAUUUUAAACAAGAUUUAUCAGGUGUUUCUUGGAAAAAAUAUAAGUUUGGACAACAUCGCACAAAACUCAAUCAGCCCCAGAAACCGACCACUCGACUGCCGUCGCUAAACCCAUGUUUGCCUCCCAACAUGCAGCAAAGUCAACAAACAACACCUCAGACUGCUGGCCAAAGACCUCGGAUGACACAGGUGAAGCCGGGACAACACGCUCCAAAGGCAUCCAAUCUUGAAUCAAGAACACAAAAUAUACCAAUGAUUCCAAGAAAUGUUGUAGGUCAAAGGUCUUCAUGGCAGACACAGGGACAGAGCCAGCAGGCGGCACAGCAGUCUUCAUGGCAGACACAAGGACAGAACCAGCAGGCGGCACAGCAGUCUUCAUGGCAGACACAAGGACAGAACCAGCAGGCGGCACAGCAGUCUUCAUGGCAGACACAAGGACAGAACCAGCAGGCGGCACAGCAGUCUUCAUGGCAGACACAGGGACAGAACCAGCAGGCGGCACAGCAGUCUUCAUGGCAGACACAAGGACAGAACCAGCAGGCGGCACAGCAGUCUUCAUGGCAGACACAAGGACAGAACCAGCAGGCGGCACAGCAGUCUUCAUGGCAGACACAGGGACAGAACCAGCAGGCGGGACAGCAGUCUUCAUGGCAGACACAAGGACAGAACCAGCAGGCGGCACAGCAGUCUUCAUGGCAGACACAGGGACAGAACCAGCAGGCGGGACAGCAGUCUUCAUGGCAGACACAGGGACAGAGCCAGCAGGCGGCACAGCAGUCUCCAUGGCAGACACAGGGACAGAGCCAGCAGGCGGCACAGCAGUCUCCAUGGCAGACACAGGGUCAAAGGCCUGCUUAUCCUUGUGUAAACAAUAACAACAGCUCGUUCCAGCCUCAGUUAUUGCAACACAAUCAGAGUCAGCGGCUUAUGAAACCUUUGGGAACGCAUAUCAACCAGAAUAACCAAUUAGUUCGACCUUUGGGAGCACAGAUGAAUCGAUAUCCAUGUCCAGUACGUCCUUCAAGCAUGCCAAAUCAAAGAUUUUUACGACCAUCAGUGAUAGAGGCUAAUUACAAUACAAAUUCAAUGAGGAAUUCAGGUGAACAAACUAAACAAACUCAGAGACCAGCACUCCUCUCAGGAACACGGGUAAAUAUAAUUCAAAAGCCUAUGGAUGCACAAACUGGCCAAAUGCAAAGGCCACCAUUACGUCAAGGUGCACAAGUUAAACAUUUCCAAAAUCCAUUAAGACUUCCUGGGCCACAAGUCGGUCAGGGCGAAAGGCCAGUGAGACCUCCAUUUGGACAAACUAAUAAUUAUUCUAUGACUGAAGCAUCGUUCACUGAAACUAGUCAGACUCAGAUGCCCAUGAGGCCGCCAGGUGUACAUACUAAUCAGAAGCAGCUGCUGCCGUAUGGCGUGAAGAAUAUUCAAAGUAAGAAUAUAUCACGGACUCCGGGUUCACUUGAAUUUACCGGUCAAAAUCCACCUCUUUCAAAUGAGAUAGAUAAUCAGCAUGUGAUGUCUUCCGAUAAAUAUAUCAGUGAUAGACUUAUUAACGAUGAACAUGGAGAAUUUCCAGCACAGCACCAAGGACAGACAUUUCUUACCAGCCACGUCCCAGAACCACCAGGAUAUCCAGCACAAUUUUACUCCCAGAUGACAGCCACUCCUUUUUCACAUACCAGUGUCGCCUCUGUACAGCGUCAUGAAGAGGAGCAGGCCACAACUACAGAUGCAAACUAUGUUAUAUAUGAUACAGGUCAAGAGAUGCAAGACACGUGGCAUCCACGGCCUCAAAGUGGAAUUAGUGCCCAUUCACAACAGUUACACCAAUCUUGGGUAAAUUCUGACACUCAGCGGCAUCAAAACAUGGAAACCCAGAUGGGAUCAGCAGUGCCUGCCAGAGUUAACUACUCCCAACAAACCUCAGGUGAAGUGUGUUAUUCACAAGGCUUUGGUCAAGUAUAUUCCUCGGAUGACUUACCACUCCAGUCAUCAAGUCAACAAAUCUGCGGCACAAACCUGAACGUGAUCAGCGAUUUGCAACACAUAAAACCUGUCGCAGGAAUAAAACCUUUAUCGUUGUCUACUGGACAGUCUAAUAGUAGCAGGCAAAAGAAGGUAGAUGACCCUUUCUCUCAUUUGACGAAAGAGUGGAGAGAGUCUCAGCUAAGGAGGCCACGCGGUAAGCUGAGUAACGUCGUUGUGCCAACGAUACAGAGCGGCCGUGGUGCUGCUGAGGGUGUAGCACCAACCAAAGAAAUACCGAGCCAUAAUGACGACUGGCGAGAUCUUGAGAUGUUCCAAUGGUGUCGCCAACAGGAAAGGUUGGCGCUUGAGUCCCUUUACCACAAAGGUCAAGAGCUUACUUCUGAAAAGACAGAAGAGCCUCAACAUUUCGAUGGAGAUUCUGUUCCCAGCAACCGGCACCACUCACCAGCACCCAGAAGUGUGGAUGUACAGCCCAUCAACCCAGGCAAGCUCCAUAUUACUUAUGGGAGUGGGGAGCAGGGCCCGGCGCUGGACGUGGGUGUGACUGGCGUGGGCGGCAUCCACCAAAAUAUAAACAUUAACUUCUCCGGCAUUGCAAGCCAGGCGGGUGGCGUGCGGCCGCCCCCUGCACCCGUCUCCUCGCCCGUACCUCAGUCAGAGCCACGUAGUGAGCCACAGGUGCGCGGGAUCCUGAAGAAACCCAGCCAAGGCUUCCGCACCAGUCUUGGUGGUUAUGGUGUGUGCUGGGAGGUGAAGGUACUGGAAGGAGUAUGUCUUAGAUGGCACCUUGGGGGUCGUUGUCUGGCCCUCAUGUGCUACGAUUACCAAGGUGCAGGACUGGCAGCCAGCCUGCCCCGGGCACAGACCAAGGUGCACAGUUCUGGCAGUAAUGGCCAAGUGCUUCUCUAA
Procambarus clarkii (red swamp crayfish) is the source of this 6552-nucleotide messenger RNA. Lineage: Eukaryota; Metazoa; Arthropoda; Malacostraca; Decapoda; Cambaridae. The record is from RefSeq and is a predicted model, not a curated record.